Messenger RNA from Recurvomyces mirabilis, 915 nucleotides. RefSeq lists its product as uncharacterized. The transcript is spliced from 2 exons. Bases 1 to 915 code for a protein of 304 amino acids. Lineage: Eukaryota; Fungi; Ascomycota; Dothideomycetes; Mycosphaerellales; Teratosphaeriaceae. Gene Ontology annotation, cellular component: nucleus. The record is from RefSeq and is a predicted model, not a curated record.
AUGCCCACCCAACGCCACCUCCUCCUCUGCUUCGACGCCUUCGGAACCCUCUUCACCCCCAAACGCCCCAUCCCGCAACAAUACGGCGACGUCGCCCGCUCUCUAGGCCUUUCUGGCUUCACAGACGACCAAGUCCACUCCUCCUUCCGCGCAGCCUUCAAAGCCGAAGCCAAGAAGAAUCCGACUUUCGGGAAAGCUAAUGGCAUGGAUCCUACUACUUGGUGGACGAAUAUCAUCCACAACACCUUCCACCCCCUCACCAACCCCGACAACAACAACAACAACACAAGCCUGCCCCCCGACCUCGCCCCGAAACUUCUCCACCGCUUCGCCUCGGAGGAAGGCUAUAAUCUCGCUCCAGGCACCAUCCCGCUCCUCCAAACCCUCCGCGCCAUUCCACCAGCUCCCAUCGACAAACUCGCCAUCGGCAUCAUCACGAACUCGGAUGAUCGGGUCCCCGGUAUCCUCACCUCCCUAGGCCUUCGCGUGAGCCCCCUCGUAUACAGUGGCGACAACAGCUCCACAGUCCCAAAUCCAGAGGAGGAGUAUGAUAUAGAUUUCACCGUCCUAUCCUACGACGUCGGGCACGAGAAACCGGAUCGACGGAUCUUUGACGCUGCGGAGGAACUACUGAUCUCUCUACCUAUAGCGCAAGGUACAGAGGCGGGGGAGUGGCAGAAAGUUUAUGUGGGGGAUGAGUAUGGUAAGGAUGUUGUUGGGGCGGGGGAGGCUGGGUGGGGUGCUGUGCUACUCGGUGAGGAUGCUGCAGAAAUUCACGAUGACGUUCUGAGGAUCUCGGAAGGUCAUGGUGGCGAUUUACUCGAGGUUCUGCACGCUGGACAGGCAGUAUCGGUCAAGGACUUCACUGUGCUCGCGCAGUCACUAGGUCUGCCGACCUCUCAGAGCGAGCCUUGA